Molecule: messenger RNA, 1023 nt
Organism: Priceomyces carsonii
Lineage: Eukaryota; Fungi; Ascomycota; Pichiomycetes; Serinales; Debaryomycetaceae
Exons: 1
Coding region: 1-1023 (340 amino acids)
Biological process (GO): GTP biosynthetic process
Cellular component (GO): cytoplasm
Molecular function (GO): IMP dehydrogenase activity
Source: RefSeq, a predicted model, not a curated record
AUGACGGUUGACUUAAUUACAGGUCAACAGGGUAUUACCUUGGCGGAAGGCAAUGAAUUGUUGAGAUCUUCUAAGAAGGGUAAAUUGCCAAUUGUUGACUCUAAAGGUAACUUAAUUUCUCUUAUUUCUUUGACAGAUUUGCAAAAGAACCAAUCAUACCCAGAUGCAUCCAAAUCAUUCCAUUCGAAACAAUUAUUAUGCGGUGCUUCAAUUGGGACUCUUGAUGCUGAUAGAAAAAGAUUGGAUAAAUUGGUCGAAGCUGGUUUAGAUGUAGUCGUUGUGGACUCAUCUAAUGGAUCUUCCAUUUUUCAACUAAACAUGAUUAAAUGGAUAAAAGAGACGUACCCAGAUUUACAAAUCAUUGCUGGUAACGUGGUCACAAGAGAGCAAACAGCACUUCUCAUUGAGGCAGGUGCUGACGCCUUAAGAAUUGGAAUGGGCUCGGGUUCGAUUUGUAUUACUCAAGAAGUUAUGGCUUGCGGUAGGCCCCAAGGUACUGCUGUUUACAACGUAACUGAAUUUGCAAAUCAGUUUGGUGUUCCAUGUAUCGCUGAUGGUGGUAUUGGUAACAUUGGCCACAUUACUAAGGCCUUGUCUUUAGGUGCUUCAUGUGUUAUGAUGGGAGGCUUAUUAGCAGGUACUGCUGAGACCCCAGGUGAUUACUUUUACCGUGAUGGAAAGAGAUUGAAGAGUUACAGAGGAAUGGGUUCAAUAGAUGCUAUGAAGAAAACUUCUACCAGUGCGAACGCCUCCACCUCAAGGUAUUUUUCUGAGACAGAUAAUGUCUUAGUUGCGCAAGGUGUUUCCGGAUCUGUGGUAGAUAAGGGUUCCAUCGUGAAAUUUAUUCCUUAUUUGUUCAAUGGUUUGCAGCAUUCAUUACAGGACAUUGGUGUUCAAUCUUUGGGAGAGUUGAGAACCAAAGUCGACAACGGUGAAGUUAGGUUUGAAUUCAGAACUGCCUCUGCUCAAUUCGAGGGAGGAGUUCAUGGAUUACAUUCAUAUGAAAAGAGAUUACAUGAUUAA